AUGGACGGCGAAGAGGACGGCCCAAGCGGCCUCAACUCGCUCUCCAAGUUCACCCUCUUCGAGACGAAGACGCGCUUCUACGUCGUAGCUUCCGCCGCAUCCUCACAUCGCGUCCUCAAGAUCGACCGGACAGAUCCUACAACGCUGGGCGUGACGGAAGAUGCGACGGCGUAUGAUGAUGCCCAGCUGGACCUGCUGUUGAGGAUGGUGCAGGAUGGGAAUAAGAGCCAGGGGGGACUGGAGAAGGUGUUGGAGUUCCAUGGGAUUGUGGGAUUUGUGAAAUUCACAGCGGGGUGGUAUUUGAUCUUGGUGACUAAGCGAUCUGUCGUCGGGCUGCUCGGGGGACACUAUAUAUAUCACUGCGAUGAGACGACCCUCAUUACCAUCGGCAACAAAGCAGAGCGUACCAGCUUGGAGACCAAGAUGGUCAAUUCCUUCUCCCAAGUAGAUCUCAGCAAGAACUUCUACAUGUCCUACUCCUACGAUAUUACAAACUCCCUCCAGACAAAUCUCACCGUCGCUCCCUCUGCGCGUCAGUGGAAUACCCGCUUCAUGUGGAACUAUCAUCUCCUGGCCCCCGCGUUCGAGCUGGACGUUCCGGAGGGGAGGAGCCGGUGGGUAUUGCCUUUGAUACAUGGGUUUGUGGAUCAAGCCAAAAUUAAUGUCUUUACGCGGACGGUAUACCUCACCCUGAUUGCGAGGCGGUCGAGGCAUUUCGCGGGCGCUCGGUUCUUGACGAGAGGAGCUAAUGAGAGCGGACACGUAGCAAACGAAGUGGAGACGGAGCAGAUCGUCUCGGAACCACUCGCUACGCCUUUCGGUCAGCGGAAUCAGCAGUCCUUCCUCUACGCUGGGGCAGACACAGGAUACGGCGCAUACACUUCCUUCGUACAAUACCGAGGAAGUAUCCCGGUCAAGUGGAUGCAAGAGUCCAAUAGCGUUACCCCUCGGCCUCCUAUCGAAAUCACCGUCAAAGACCCCUUCUACUCCCCUGCCGCUCUCCACUUCAACGACCUCCUCCAACGAUACGGUGCCCCCAUCUUCAUCUUGAACCUCAUCAAGUCGCGCGAGUCGGUACCCCGAGAAAGCAAGCUUCUGGCCGAGUACGGGCAGUGCGUCGAGUAUCUGAAUCAGUUUUUGCCGAGGGGGAAGGAGAUGCGGUAUAUCGCGUGGGAUAUGGCUCAGGCUGCCAAGAGUGGUCAUCAAGACGUCAUGGGUGUCCUGGAAGAUAUUUGUGAAGAGUCCCUCCAAGCCACGGGAUUCUUUCACGGCGGUCCCGCCCGGCUCGAUACGUCCUUAGGAUCACGCCGGACCGAGCCACUCCUCCAGCACGGUAUCCUCCGAACCAAUUGCGUCGACUGUCUGGACCGGACGAACGCUGCCCAAUUCGCGAUUGCGAAACGAGCCUUCGGACACCAGCUUUAUGCGCUGGGACUGCUGGGAUCGCCUUAUUUGCCUUUUAGCUGUGAUGCGGUGGAUGUAUUGACCGAGAUGUAUCAUGACCACGGAGAUACGCUCGCUUGGCAGUAUACCGGAAGUGCCCUCGUCAACAGGGUUGAUACCUAUCGGCGCGUAAAGGCCGCUCAGUGGUCCUCACACUCGCGAGAUCUCCUGGAAAAUAUCCGCCGUUUCUACAACAACAGCAUGCUCGACGCCGACAAACAAGCAGCCAUCAACCUCUUUCUCGGUGUGGAACUGUCGUCUCCUAUGUCCAUGUCGACCGCCCCGCCCCGACCGCACUAUCGCCAAUGGUUUGACCCGCGGAACCUCAACGAGCGGACGGUAGAUGAGCUGGCGCCGCUCCACAGCGUUUACAAGGAAUAUUACAAACCUCAUAUCUUGUCGCAAUUCCAGCGGUUGUAUGCCUUUACAAUGAACUCUACAACGCGAUUCCACGCCAAGCCCAAACCCGAAGCCUUCGCCUCUCCGUUCGAAUCCCGAAUAACCGAUCCGCUCUCCCAGUCCCAGUCGUCCCUCUCUGGUCCAUCCUCCUCGCCCUCCGUCCGCCGCUCCGCCCGGCGAUGGGCACGCAAGUCCGCCCUCCCGUCCUCCGACACACCGGCAUACGACGACGAGGACCCCGAUGCCGCCUCUCCCCCUCCCCCACCUCACCCGUCCCAUCCCUUAGAGACGCUGGUCGAGUCGCUGUACGCUCCUGGCGGUGAAGUAGAGGAGCAGAGGAUGGGAGAAUACGAGUGGUAUAUCCAUUAUCCGUCCGAUCCGGCCAGUCACGCAGUGGAGAUGAUGGAUGAGAAGGAUUUGGGGUUGUAUAUGCGUCUGAGCCGAUUAGCGGCGGGGGAGGAGGUGGAGCGGUUGUUGGGUGGCCGGACGGUGUCCAGCGAGGGUGAGCUGACCGGCGCCUUGACUAUGUCCGAGCCAGCAUCUGACAGAACGUUAGGUGCCCAAGCUCAUAAGGUUUAG
Molecule: messenger RNA, 2421 nt
Organism: Dioszegia hungarica
Lineage: Eukaryota; Fungi; Basidiomycota; Tremellomycetes; Tremellales; Bulleribasidiaceae
Product: polyphosphoinositide phosphatase
Exons: 19
Coding region: 1-2421 (806 amino acids)
Biological process (GO): phosphatidylinositol dephosphorylation
Cellular component (GO): intracellular membrane-bounded organelle
Molecular function (GO): phosphatidylinositol-3,5-bisphosphate 5-phosphatase activity
Source: RefSeq, a predicted model, not a curated record